Harmonia axyridis is the source of this 5241-nucleotide messenger RNA. RefSeq names its product rho guanine nucleotide exchange factor 10. Gene Ontology annotation, biological process: positive regulation of stress fiber assembly; actin cytoskeleton organization. The coding region runs from base 289 to 5025 and encodes 1578 amino acids. The transcript has 10 exons. The record is from RefSeq and is a predicted model, not a curated record. Gene Ontology annotation, molecular function: guanyl-nucleotide exchange factor activity. NCBI's taxonomy places the organism in Eukaryota, Metazoa, Arthropoda, Insecta, Coleoptera, Coccinellidae.
UAGUUCAUUUAGUGUAUGCGAGUUCCGUGUAGCAGUUCUAUGGUGCUGUGAGGUCCCUCUAUUCUCUUUGUGUACAUUUGAAAACUUGAUAUAAACAGUUUGUUGCUUUGAUUUCAGUGUGCUUGUGACUCUGUUUGUUUUUUUCGGUAGACUGACUGGGAUUCUCUCCCGACUUUUCCCGUAAAACGACACUGCCGACAACUUAAGUUUAAGUCACUUUUUUACCAGUUCAUUGAAUUAUUGGAUUUAAGGAUUAUUUACCCCGGAUAAUAUUAUGCUAAGUGAUAAAUGUGGCAGCAGAAACAUCGCAAAGGGCAAUCAUGUCAGGUGGAACGCAUCCCGAACCUCUCACUGGCUCAUCUGAACCACUCCCAACGUCCCGACAGACAGCACAAGAAACCAAACCCGCUGACACAUCGAUGUUCGUCCCAAACGCUUCAUCGAAACCCGUAUUUAAAAUUUCCUCCCCCACCUAAUUACCCACCGCCUGAUCCCUCGCUUCAGCCUCCCAUGAUGUCCGAAGAGCACUUGCAGGCCGUCCCCGGCCCUUCAGCCAGACGAACGCCUCAAGAGCAUGCUUGGGAAAUGCCUAAUGACUACUCCUACGCGUAUUACGAGCCCGGUCCCCCAACCAGACACACUAACGUGCCCCACAAGGGGGUGUACAAGGAAGGGUCGUACACCACCCACCAUACCUACGUCACGAGGUAUGGGACGGAGGAGAACAUCUACGAGGAGAUCAGCGACAUGGCUAAGGCGAGGCUUCUGGCGCCGAUUCACCAACGCCAGGAGUCCAUGGCUUCGAUCAACCAGAGCUUGCUGGAGGAGGAAGUUAGAAGGGUGCAGAGUGGACAUAGGAGGGUGUUGGGGGAGCUGAACCUAGCGGUGGAGGCUAUGCUGAUGCCCUCUAAUUCUCGGGAGGGUAGUGACGAUACUGAUCGCGAGAACGAUGAUCAGCUUGCUGAUCUUUUGACUGUGGGACCUACUGAUGAUCUGCUGUCUCCAGUGGCGAUGUUGGACCUCGAUAGCGGUUUCAGUGGUAGUUCUAGUGGUGCUAGCUAUAGGAGUGUCGGAGGAAGUUUGAGGAGAGGUUUCAAUAGGCCUAAGUCUUCGACGGCUUGUGUUGCUAGGUCUUCCACUCCGGUGGAAGGGAAUGGAGGUGGUGGACAUAAGGGGUUCUGGGGGAAGAAGGCUUGGAAGAAGAUAACCUCGUUUCCUUCGAAUAUCAGUCUCAACAAGCAGAAAGAUGAACCUCGUAUGCAAUCUGGUCUAUGGGAAGAUACAUCAUGUGAUAAAAGGAUACCUCUGACCCAUACGGGUCAUGGACAUAAUUUUCAACGUAAUCUCUCUCAGAGAAGCUCAGAAGAAAGCUGGUGCUCUGGAUCUGACCAUGAGAUCUCUUCUGACGAAGAAAGUGAUAGAAAUAGGAAUAAUGGGCAAUUAAGGAAUACCUUCAAUAAGGCUCUCACCCUCUGUGAUAAAUUAAGGGGUGGUUCUUCCAAUGGACACCGUCUUUCACUAGAUGGUACACUGCCAGUGGACCCAAACAACCAAGGUCGCCUUUCCAGGUGGUUUUCGAUAAGAAGAGGAAGUUGUCAUCAGUAUGAUAUUGAAAAUGCCGAAAUACCAACCAUACCUAAAUCACCCCAAACAAGGCAUAAAAUGCCUCUUCUACCUGAGGUCGAAGAGGAAAGUUGCUUUCCAAACUGUACCACACAACAACGAAGGCAGCAGCCACCUAGCUUACCUUCACCACCUCCACAUUUAAGUCCACAACAAAUAAAGAGGAGGAUGAUUGUAGCUGCAAUUGUACAUAGUGAAAAUUCAUAUGUUGCUACUCUUCAAAGGCUUGUAAAUGACUAUAAGAAACCACUUGAGGAAAGCAACCCACCUAUCCUUAGCAAUUCAAAGAUAUCCACCUUGUUCUACAGACUUUCAGAAAUUCUUCAGUGCCAUACUUUGUUCAGAAUAGCUCUAGCAGAGUGUAUAAAAAAUUGGGAUGCCGAAGAAAAAAUUGGAGAUGUAUUCAUAGCAUCAUUCUCCAAAGCAAUAGUAUUAGAUAUUUAUAGCGGUUUCAUCAAUAACUUCUCCAUAGCCAUGGAUCUAGCCAAAAUGGAAGCUAAGAGAAAAUCAGCUCUAGCGGAUUUCCUCAAAGUCAAACAAAUCAGCUCUCAAGAUCGUCUGUCAUUUUUUGGAUUAAUGGUGAAGCCAGUUCAGAGGUUUCCACAGUUCAUACUAUUUUUGCAGGAUCUGCUCAAGCAUACUCCAAAAGGACAUCAUGAUCGUAUGUCCUUGCAGUUAGCUCUUACACAAUUAGAAUCUCUGGCAGAAAUGCUCAAUGAGAGAAAAAGAGAAUCAGAGCAGUACCAAGCUUUCAAGGAAAUGCUCAGAAAUAUCAGCGGCAAAUUUUCUGCAAGACCGUUAUCAGAUGGAAAUCGAUACCUGUUGAGAGAAGACAACAUAACCCAAAUUGAGUAUAACCAGAAUGGAAGUAUUGUUAAAGCAAAGAGUAGACGACUUCUGCUUCUGAAUGAUUUGGUGGUGUGUGUAUCAGUAUCGCCGAAAGUAUCUGAUGAUUUUGGAUCAAGUGAAAGACUGAGCCUCAAAUGGACUUGCCCAGUAUCGGAUAUUGAAGUCAUAGAUUCUGGCACUUCCCCAACGUUGAGCAGGGUUCUGGCAGGAGGGCUAAACAAAGGAGGUAGUUUAAAAUCGAACAACUCCUAUGAUGGAUCUCAACCUCAAGAUGUAACAAGUUUGUGUUCAGAAAUGAGCAAUCUUAUGCAUGAUUACGAAAUAAUGAGGAGGGUAGCCGAUCUUGUGGGAACACUGAAAGGUUCAUAUCCUAACAUGAAUGUAGAAAAUGCCAGAAGGAUUCUCAACAAUAUACAGAAUUCUAUUCAAGAGAAAGAUGAGGAGAUAGCUUGGAUGGACUCUUGUUGUUUGCAACUAGUUGUGAGAACUAAAGGAAAAGAAGAAAAAUUAACUUUCCAGACGGAUAAUUCAUCUAUUAAGAGUGACUGGAUAACUGAACUUCGACUGGCGCAGUUGGCUUUGGAUGCAAAUAAUUCACCUGCCUGGGAGAUACCGGAACAAGAACACAGGCCUUCGACAAAGAUGCCGUUAUUUGUGAGGUCCCAUUGUAUAUAUAGAUCACAGCAUCAAACAGAGGUUCGUUGUGGAUGCUACUUCACUUUAAAUUUACCAAAGACUACUAAGAGGAGGCACAACCAAAGUUAUUUGUGGACAAGCACAUGGAAUGGAGCAAGUAGCUUAAUCACAAUAAUGGCACAGCACCAACAACACACAGGCACUUUUAAAGAAAUUGCCUCUUUUCCAUUAACAGAAACAGAAGUUGUAUCAAUGGAAUUUGUUAAAGGUAACCAUAGUCAACAAUGUGAUACAGUUUGGAUUGGUACUAAGAGUAGGAGAAUCAUUCUUUAUUCUGCCGAUGAUGCUGAACGGUUGGAGGAGAUUGGAAGUACCACAGUUCUAGAUGGUGUAAACGAAAUAAAAUAUCAUUAUGACAAUGUAUUUGUAGCCUUGAACAAUGGAACAUUAAUCAUAUUCGUAAGAGAUCCCAGUAGCUUAACAUGGCAGCUCCAAAACCCUCAAACUUUGAAUUUGGGGACUGAACCCAUUAGCAGUCUCCUACCAAUAAACACUAAUAUUUAUGCUUCGUGUGGAAAUAAAGUAUUCGUUCUAAAUGCAAUUUCUGGCGAAAUUCAGAAAAAUUUCCAUGUACACGAACAUUCAGGGCCUAUCAAUUUGAUGGCACACAGUGGAAUAGGUUUAUGGAUUUCUUUGAAACAUUCAAGCACUGUUUGCCUCUACCAUACAGAGACUUUUAAACAUUUACAAGACAUCAAUAUAGCGUCAAAUGUUACACGAGUGUCAAACUUGAAUGGGAGAUCUCAAGUAUACGUCACUGCCUUAUUAGCAUGUAAAGGUUUACUUUGGGUAGGAACUAAUGUAGGAAUAAUUCUAACAAUACCUUUACCUCGACUAGAAGGUGUUCCGAUCAUAAGUGGUAGGGUGAAUAUUUCCUACCAUGCUCAUUUUGGACCAAUAUCAUUUUUAAUAUCACUACAGCCAAAGAACUAUAGCAGCCAAAUCAAAACUAUUAAAGAAUUAAAAAAAGAGGAAUCUCAAAAUAAUGAGCUAGGUGAUAAAAACACAGAUGAGAAAGCUUCUGAAAGACCAAAAAUUGAGAAACAAUUGUCUGACACUUCAGAUGCCAGCUCGAAAUUCAAAUAUAGUAAUUCAACUAGUCCAGUUGUUCUCCGCAGAAGAAGAUCGAAGGAAAGUGAUGUAUCACGGCUUUCUAAAACAUUGCCAAGAAGUUUCGGUAAUGUUGGAUCGAUAUUCUCAACCAGCAGUACAUCAUCCCAAAGUUCUGGUGAUACAUGUGAUGUAUACGGAUUGUAUGGAGAAUUAAUGUAUAUAAAAGGUUAUGAAGAAGAAGAAAAUAUGCUCACAGAUGCAAUUUACGAAUCAGCAAGAAGAAGUGAUCCAGAAUUGGCAGCUAUACCUAAUAAAGUUAGUACAUUAGAUCGUCGACUGAAAAUGAAGGUCAGCAGGCCAAGAUCUUUAGACCUAUCUAAUUGGUCUGUGGAUUCCAAAUCUUCGAGCAUAUUUACUUCCUCAGGAAGUGAAGAAAGUAUGGCUGUUAAACAUGGACAAAGUGUCUCACGAAACAAUUCAAAUGCAAGCAGACAUUUAGACGAUGUUUGUGAACACAAUUCUGUAGAUGAGGUUAGAGAAAAUGAAAAUACAGAAAGAGUUUCUGUUGUUAAUCAAAAUACUAGUUCUAAGAUUUGCAAUAAUAAAGGAGCCAGUUUGAAAACUUCAAGUAAAAAUGUUGUAGAUAGCAAUACUCGUAAAACAGUAAUUACCAUAAUGGGUGGAAGAGGUUAUGUCAACUGGAGGCAACCUUGCUGCUCUGCCGAUAAAUCUAAAAAUGCAUCUAUUUUUAGGGAUACUAAUAGUACCGAUGCUCAUCUUGUGAUAUGGGAGUUGAAAUUGUGAUGAAAAAUAAUCAAAAUUGUCAAAGAAGUUUGAAUGUUCUGUUUGAAAUGUCCACAAUUUCUGUAAAAAUUCACAUACCCUAUUUUUAGAGAUUUUUAGAUAUAUAUUUUAACUUAUUUGUUACAAGACUAUAUUUAUUUAUUUUCAGCAUUUCAAAAUUUGAAUAAGGAUAUUUGUAAGAAAAUAUUGUAUAUUUUAUAAUAAAUAUCAUGUUGA